AUGACACGCAAAUCAAAAAGAAAUUUUGUACAAUCGAAAGAAGUUUUUGAAAAAAAUAUAUCCAAAAUAUCAAAAACUUCUAAAUCAUUUACCAGAAAACAUGUGACAUGCAAUUGUAAAUCAUGUAAAGGUCGUAAAGUUAAUUUGCAGAAUACAAGCCAGAGCUGUAUUCCUAUAGAAGAUUUUAUAGAGGAUUUCAUAAAGGUGAACGAAAUAGAAUUAGAUAAUAAUAGUAAUAGUAAUGAAGCAGAUAAUAUACAAGAAUUCAAUUUUCUUGUUAAACUAAAAUCUAAAGAAAAACAGAGUGAAGAAGAAUCUGAUAAAUUUGAUAUUGACGAAGAUAUAUAUUUUAGCGAAGACGAAGUAGAGGAAGAAGGGCGAACUAUUAACUUUGAUACCUCAGAAUCGAUUUACAGCGACGAAUAUCCUGAUAUAUCAACUGCGAAUAUUAAUUAA
Messenger RNA from Funneliformis caledonium, 456 nucleotides. The record is from the annotation of a GenBank genome assembly. NCBI's taxonomy places the organism in Eukaryota, Fungi, Glomeromycota, Glomeromycetes, Glomerales, Glomeraceae.